CAGAUUUUUAAAAAUUGUUUUUUCUCUCCUUCCCUAAUCUGAAAUUGAAUUUUCUUUCCUCUGCAUCAUCAAAAAUAUCACCGAGAAAAUUCAAAAACCAAUCUUUGCAUCUCCACUCUUCGUGUAUUCACACUCUUGCAGACAACGGUUAUCUAUUGUAAUCCACUCGGAUCAGGACAUAAGUUCUGUUAGGUUCUGCUUAAAGUUUGAGAAAUGGAUACGAAUCUGGUGGAAAUGUUUAGGGCAGGUUUGAAUUGGGUUACAAUGGCUCUGGAUGCUCCUUCAGCUAGAGUUGUCUUGUUUGGUGUCCGAAUCCAAUGGCACAUCUUUGUGGAAGUUUUGUUGGGUUUUGUAAUUGUCAUCCUCCUCUCUCAAAAGAGUUACAAACCUCCCAAGAGACCAUUAACUGAGCAGGAAAUAGAUGAGCUAUGUGAUGAAUGGGUUCCUGAACCUCUUAUACCCCCAAUUACAGAAGACAUGAGGCAUGAGCCACCAGUUCUUGAAAGUGCUGCUGGACCGCAUACAACGGUUAAUGGAAAAGAAGUGGUGAAUUUUGCGUCAGCUAAUUAUCUUGGACUCAUUGGACACGAGAAGUUACUGGAAUCAUGCACUUCUGCGUUGGAGAAAUAUGGCGUUGGUUCUUGUGGUCCUCGUGGAUUCUAUGGUACUAUUGAUGUCCAUCUUGAUUGCGAAACAAGAAUCUCAAAGUUUUUGAGUACUCCUGAUACAAUCCUCUACUCAUAUGGACUCUCCACGAUGUUCAGCACCAUUCCUUGUUUCUGUAAAAAAGGAGAUAUCAUUGUUGCCGACGAAGGUGUUCACUGGGGAAUACAAAAUGGACUUCAGCUUUCAAGAAGCACCAUCGUCUACUUCAAGCACAAUGACAUGGACUCUCUCCGUAGCACUCUUGAGAAGAUCAUGACAAAGAACAAACGCUCAAAGAACUUGAGGCGUUACAUUGUAGCUGAAGCUGUAUAUCAGAACUCUGGUCAAAUAGCUCCUCUUGAUGAGAUAGUGAAACUAAAAGAAAAGUAUAGGUUCCGUGUUAUAUUAGAUGAAAGCAACUCCUUUGGUGUGCUUGGCCGUUCUGGAAGAGGUCUUGCAGAGCAUCAUGGUGUCCCUAUUGAGAAGAUAGAUGUUGUGACUGCUGCAAUGGGCCAUGCCUUAGCUACAGAGGGUGGAUUCUGUACUGGGAAUGCUCGUAUUAUCGAUUACCAGAGACUUAGCAGUUCAGGAUAUGUGUUCUCUGCUUCUUUGCCACCGUACCUUGCAAGUGCUGCUAUCACAGCUAUUGAUGUGAUUGAUGAAAACCCUGAGUUGUUAGUUAAGAUGAAGCAGAACAUUGCUCUGUUGUGGAAAGGGUUGAAAGAUAUCAAGGGGAUGUCGCUAGCGAGCGACCCGGAGUCACCUAUUGUCUUCUUGAAGUUGGAGAAAUUGAAUGGUUCAGCUAAAGAUGACUUGCUUCUACUGGAGAAAAUGGCUGAUCGUGUAAGUAACAUAACUGAAUCUUAGAACCUUUGUUCUGGUUUUGUUGAUAUGACUGUGGAUGUAUGCAGGCUUUGAAGGAAGACUCGUUGUUGAUUGUGAGCUCUAAGAAGUCGUUUCUUGAUAAGUGCCGGUUACCUGUGGGGAUCAAACUCUUGGUCUCAGCUGGACAUUCAGAGUCUGAUCUUGUUAAAGCAUCUGAGUCUCUGAAGAGACUAGCUUCAGAGCUUCUACUCUAAGUCCUGAAACACCAACUCAUCCAGAGAUGUUUGAACACCAGAGGAACUCUUUCAGACACUUGCAUUUGAGAGUAUAGAUAAGAUAAAUUCAGAGACUCAAAAGCUUGUAGAUGUUCAUAAGCCAAUUCCUUAACCAGUUGGCUCAGUUGAAGAAGAAGAGUUCUUGAAGAUAAUGGCUUCUUGUUCUUUACAUUUUUUAUGAAAAUUUUUUCAAAUGUUUUAGUUUGAUCAUUUGAGUUUUUUUUUUUUAAAGAUAUGUCUUAAUCAAUGGUAUUGCAUGCAGUUGAACUGUCUGGUUUAGUUUUCUACUAGAGUCAAAAAAGGUUGAAAGUUUCACCUUGAGAUUGCUUUUACCUGCAGAUUCAUGUGUUAUGGAUAGACAAAAAAACAAAACAAAAGCUUAUUUUAUUUGGUUUGGUUACAAGAACAUGAGUGUGUUCAUAAGUCAAACAAAGAUUG
Molecule: messenger RNA, 2183 nt
Organism: Eruca vesicaria subsp. sativa (arugula)
Lineage: Eukaryota; Viridiplantae; Streptophyta; Magnoliopsida; Brassicales; Brassicaceae
Source: the annotation of a GenBank genome assembly